Macaca mulatta (Rhesus monkey) is the source of this 7227-nucleotide messenger RNA. NCBI's taxonomy places the organism in Eukaryota, Metazoa, Chordata, Mammalia, Primates, Cercopithecidae. The record is from RefSeq and is a predicted model, not a curated record.
AUCGCACUGUGGGAGUGGGGAGGGGUUUUCAGUUUGUACAGGGGGCCAUACGGAUUGGCCGUGGCCCUGAGCUCCGGAGAUGAUUUGAGCUGUUCAUGGCUGGGGACUAUGCAGGCUGAGCCCUGUGCCUCUCUUGUUUCCCCAUCGUCUAGUGAAGAAUGAUGGAGCUGACACCCUCAUUUUGAGCCUUGCUAACUCUUGGUUAGUGGAGGCAGGUGGGAAGGGGUUAGUGCUGCAGCCAGACUAAGUCAGGCCUUCCUGAGAGUGGCACGGAAAAAGCAGUUUGAUGGCAUCCUGGUUCCUAUGUCUCUCAGGAUAGGCCUUUCGCUUUCAGUCACUGGAAUCUUCUGUGAAUGUGGCAAGUUUUCUUCAGAAAGUCUCACCCCUUGGCUACUUUGUUUCCUCGUGCAUUUAACUUUCCAAAGAUGUUCCGGAGAAGGGAGCUGGGCACAUUGUUACCGGGUACAUUUUAGCCGAGUCUGUAGGUAAGGAUUGCCUGGGGAGCAGCGCUGUCCAAGGUGGGUCCACACCUCGUAGCAGGGUGAAGGAUUGCUGGUUUGUGGCAUUGCAGCAUUGUGCAGUUACACUAUAUGCUUUACAUCCAUCAAAGCUCAGGACCGUGCUUAGGUCAUCAGAACAAUUCUGUGAUCUGUGCAGAGUGCAGUGUGAACUGUCUGAUUGAUUAUGGCCCCAAAGACGUGGGCCGUGGGCACAGGGAGGCUUCCUGGGGCCUGCUUUUGGGCCCUCUCACAUGCUCCCCACCCCCUGCCACGGGGAGCCUCUGGCUUAGGCUGCUUUUGCAUCGCCAAGCCCUGCUGUGAGGCUGGGUACGCCACUGAUACUGAACACAUACAUCUUGAGCAACUGAAAAUAAUCACACACAACCAUUCCUCCUGGGUGCUGGAUGGAAGGGGUGGAGGGACACACACAGCUGAGACCCCCUACUGAGACAGGCAGCCCCUGAUCACCAAUUCAGGGCACUGAUGACCCUGUGAGUCCUUAUGUGACAGGCCUCAGCAAAAGGGGGCAGACUGGGGGACCACAGGGCUCCACUCGGCCCUCUGCACAGGCUUCCAUCUUGGGUAGGUGGCAACACAGCCGUCACUCCUUCCCACUCCCAACCCUGGUCCAGUCCGGUCCACAGUCCUGGGGAAAGGGCCUGCUUCAUUCCCCAAAGUUCCAGGGAACGUCUUCGUAGAGAAUCCCACUGGUCUGUCCCGGGUGUAGGCCCCAUCGCAGUGUUUGGGAGGUGACACUAGCCGACAGGCCUGGUUCGCAUGCACACCCCACCUGAUCCCCGGGGCCCAGUGCCCAUCCUGGGAUCCCACCCGCCGGGCUGCCUGGAGGCAGGUGGUUCCCAGAGAGCAGUCAGGGUGUGAGUGCGAGGAGGAGGCGGCGGCAUUGUGCUGGCACGAGUGAAAUGCCACGUGUCUACCACAUGUCAGGUGUCGCAGCCACCUGGGCAGCAUUCGCCACCGUCUCGGCCUUCCUCUCCUGAGUCUUGCAAGUGGCUGGGCUGGCAGUCAUGGUGGAGGUGAUGUGAAUGAGUUUCGUGUGCUGUGCCUCAGGGCUUCAUCAUGGACAUAGGAAGAGAUGGACAGGUCCAUGCCAUCAAAUCAAGUGACUUCUGUGCUGGGAUCUGUCCUGGGUGUUGAGGUCACAUCAGUGAACACCACACAUGGUCCCUGCCUUUCUGGGCCUCCUGUGCAGUUGGGGAGACAGUACACAAAUAACAUGCCCAGAACCUGUGUGGGCCUCAGCAUCCUUGCCUGUAAAGUGAGGCUCCAGUGCCUCACUUGGGAUCAGGCUGAGUCGGUGAGUGAGUGGCUGCCAUCAGUGGAAGAUUGGCUCGGGGCAAGCCCUGCCCAGAAGGAGAUGGGACAAACCGGGGAAACAACUGGCAGGUGCUUCUGUCCUUGGCACAGAGGUGUCCCAGGCUGGCGGCUCUCUAAGGGGGUGGGAACCUGCCUGGGUAUGUACAUGAGUUGCCAGUGUCUGCGUCAGCAGGCAGGCAUUCUUGGCACUGACUUUGGCAGGAUAUCUGUCAGCUCUGGGACCCUGGGCUGCCGCUCAGUGUUGGCUUGGAGAGGUCGCUGCUCUGUCUCCUUCUCUGGACCUUUGUGGCUGCUUUGUUUCAAUUUGCCCUGCUUUUUGGCCCUCUCGGUCUUUUGAGUCUUACUUUGUCCUGCCCAUAACCCCCUCCAAAGGGAGUCUCUGCCUGGGUGCCCUCGCAGGCAGCCCAGUUAACACAGUGGCCCAGAGUGGAGUUAGUUCUAGGUGUGUUGGUUCCAGGGCCGUAGUUACUAAGGUGAGAAGCUGGGAUUCGAGCUGGGGCUGUCUGUAAGAAGAAUCCCAGAGGGGCUUGGCCCCACACUUGGAGUGUCCAAGCCCAGGCAUUCACGGUGCCAUUCAGCCCAAGCUCAGAACCAGCCUCCCUCCCGGCAGGGCCAGGUGCAGGUGUGAUGAGGUGCCUAGGGACCUAGAGCAGGGAGGCCCUGGGAAGCACAGGUGUGUUGAUAAUGGAACUGAGGCCGAACCUCAGCAUCAGGGUCCUUGAACGUGACCUCAGUGGAGAGGGCUUGGGCUUAGGAGUCCCAGGGCUUGAACUAGAGUUCUUCCUGGUCCUUGGCUCUCGAUGUUUCCCCCAGCACAGUCUGCAGACCAGAGGCAACAAAUGCCUCUUAAAAUGUCUUGACACUGUGGGGUGGGGCAGGAGGGGACAGAGCCACAUUUGGGAAAUUGUUUGAUCACCAAGGGGGUGAUCUGGAGUUUGGAAACUGGAGUGAGGGUUUAGCAAUCACAGCAGGAUUUGGGGAAAUAUCGAAGAGUCUGGAAUUCAGAUUGGGCAAUUCCGAUCAGUCACGAACUAAGCUGUUGGCAAAGCUUCCCUUAGACCAGGUCAGCGCAGCCUCUCAGGCUCUGUGCCACUGCAUCUAGGAUGCGUUCAGGAAAUAGUUGCCAACAAGUGAGUUGUGGAGGUCUGCAUAGGAUAGAGAUCCCACUUUACAAGAAAAUAAUAGUGAGGUGCAGGAUGGAGGUGGAGUCAGGAUACAGCCUGGACCUGCAUCCAGUGCUCUCGCCUCAACCCCCAGAAGGGCUAACCUCAUAGCAUCGGAGCCCUGUGGCCUGUGGGCUGCAGGUUUGGACAGCAGUGCCUUAGGCAGGUCCUCAGUCUGCAGUCUGCCUGGAGCUUGGGGGCCCAAGCAGCAAGGCCAGUACGGCUGCUGUGCCCUCUCUGCCUAAGCCCAAAAGCAGGGACCUUGCCUAGCUCUAAUCUUGUCAGUUUGUGGCUUCUCUGCCUCUUUGCCAGAGGAGGAGUGAGCAAGAGAGAGCCAUGUAGUCGGACACUCAUUUGCAAUUUCAUUGAAGCAUGAAGUCGUUUCCUACCUUUACCAGGUAAGUAGAAAAUUGACUUGGAGUGGGAGGCGGCAGGGGAGUUACAUACUUUUGAAAAUGAAAAAUGAAAAACUUUGUUGUUUAGGGUUUUUUGUUUUUCUUGGCCCCAUUACCAGCAGGAAGACGGCAGCACAGGCUUUUUUAGGGGGUCAAAAUGCUGGAAUGCAGUUUGCGUUUUGGCCAUGUUUUCUUUUCUUUUCUUUUCUUUUUCUUUUUUUCCAGGCUUAAUUCACUUUAUUUUUCUUGUGUAAAAACCCUGUUGUCGCCACAGCUGGAGCCUGGGUCCGCAGCACGGAGACUCUGGCUGGUGCACCAUGUCGGUCAGCGUCCAUGAGACCCGCAAGUCGCGGAGCAGCACGGGGUCCAUGAACGUCACCCUCUUCCACAAGGCCUCCCACCCGGACUGCGUGCUGGCCCACCUCAACACGCUUCGCAAGCACUGCAUGUUCACUGACGUCACGCUCUGGGCGGGCGAUCGUGCCUUCCCCUGUCACCGUGCCGUGCUGGCCGCCUCUAGCCGCUACUUUGAGGCCAUGUUCAGCCACGGCCUGCGGGAGAGCCGGGACGACACUGUCAACUUCCAGGACAACCUGCACCCGGAGGUGCUGGAGCUGCUGCUGGACUUUGCCUACUCCUCACGCAUCGCCAUUAACGAGGAGAACGCUGAGUCGCUGCUGGAGGCGGGCGACAUGCUGCAGUUCCACGACGUGCGGGACGCCGCCGCCGAGUUCCUGGAGAAGAACCUUUUCCCCUCCAACUGCCUGGGCAUGAUGCUGCUCUCGGACGCCCACCAGUGCCGCCGGCUGUACGAGUUCUCCUGGCGCAUGUGCCUGGUGCACUUUGAGACGGUGCGGCAGAGCGAGGACUUCAACACCCUGUCCAAGGACACGCUGCUGGACCUCAUCUCGAGUGAUGAGCUGGAGACCGAGGAUGAGCGGGUGGUCUUCGAGGCCAUCCUCCAGUGGGUGAAGCACGACCUGGAGCCGCGGAAGGCCCACCUGCCCGAGCUCCUCCGCAGCGUGCGCCUGGCCUUGCUGCCGUCUGACUGCCUGCAGGAGGCCGUCUCCAGCGAGGCACUUCUCAUGGCGGACGAGCGCACCAAGCUUAUCAUAGACGAGGCCCUGCGCUGCAAGACCAGGAUCCUGCAGAAUGACGGCGUGGUCACCAGCCCCUGUGCCCGGCCACGCAAAGCAGGCCACACGCUGCUCAUCCUGGGGGGCCAGACCUUCAUGUGUGACAAGAUCUACCAGGUGGACCACAAGGCCAAGGAGAUCAUCCCCAAGGCCGACCUGCCCAGCCCCCGGAAGGAGUUCAGCGCCUCAGCGAUCGGCUGCAAGGUCUAUGUGACAGGGGGCAGGGGCUCCGAGAAUGGGGUCUCCAAGGACGUCUGGGUGUAUGACACCGUACAUGAGGAAUGGUCCAAGGCGGCGCCCAUGCUGAUUGCCCGCUUUGGUCAUGGCUCAGCGGAGCUGGAGAACUGCCUCUAUGUGGUGGGGGGACACACUUCUCUGGCAGGCGUCUUCCCAGCCUCCCCUUCUGUCUCCCUGAAACAAGUGGAGAAAUACGACCCUGGGGCCAACAAGUGGAUGAUGGUGGCCCCCUUGAGGGAUGGCGUCAGCAAUGCCGCAGUAGUGAGUGCUAAGCUGAAGCUCUUUGUGUUUGGAGGAACCAGCAUCCACCGGGACAUGGUGUCCAAGGUCCAGUGCUAUGACCCCGCGGAGAACAGGUGGACGAUCAAGGCUGAGUGCCCCCAGCCGUGGCGGUACACAGCCGCUGCCGUCCUGGGCAGCCAGAUCUUCAUCAUGGGAGGUGACACGGAAUUCACGGCCGCCUCGGCCUACCGCUUUGACUGUGAGACCAACCAGUGGACACGGAUUGGGGACAUGACUGCCAAGCGCAUGUCCUGCCAUGCCCUGGCGUCCGGCAACAAGCUCUAUGUGGUUGGGGGCUACUUUGGGACCCAGAGGUGUAAGACUCUGGACUGCUAUGACCCCACUUCAGAUACAUGGAACUGCAUCACCACAGUGCCCUACUCACUUAUCCCCACGGCCUUUGUCAGCACCUGGAAGCACCUGCCCGCGUGAGGAGCACCUGCUGAGCCCAGCCAGCCCGCGGCCCUCAGUGUCACAGCGUGGCCUUGGCUUAUGUGCCACAGCAGGAGCUAAGCGGGUCCUGGACCAGCUCUCCGAGAGGUGGAAGGGGCCCCGCCAGCUCUGGGGAGCAGCAGCCUUGGGCGGUUCGGAGCUUUAGGCACAAGAAGAGAAGCAUCUCUUGCAUCUGUGCCCCUGGGGGCCUCUUCAGCUUUGCAGUGGUUUAUAGGAAGACAUACCUCCCAGAGGGGCAUGGACUGCCACCAGGACUGACCCCGGCGUCGGGAGGACACCUGCAGAGCCUUGAGAUCACCUGUUUGGCAGGUCCUGGACUGGGGCCGGGCAGGCAGGGACAGGGAGGAGCCCCGGGUGGCUUUCGGGGCUGCAGCACUGCCACACAUCCUUUUCCUCCCAGCCCACCCUGCUGGGGCACUACUGCCGUCUAUAGAUGGUGUCCCAGGCCUGGGAAACCAGGUUCCCAGGGGUUGAGACCAGAAGGUUGAUGAGCAGAGAACCCAGGACAGAUUUUAUAAGGUGCAGAAACUACAGGGGGGCCUCAGUGACAUCCACGAGGCAAUAAGGCUAAUUGCCUUAUUUGCUAAUAAGAGCAAAGGACACCCAGACCUCCAAGGUUUGUGGGCCCCUGCCACAAAGCUGUAAGUCCCAGCCCACCCACUGAGGGCCUUGCCCAGUGCUGUGGCCUGGUGGGGACACAGAUGCUCUGGCCACUCAGUGGAGCUGGGCCUGCAGCAGACUCAGGACUCCGAGUGCCCUGGGGGUCACCCCUCACAUCCCCUCCUCAGAGCCCACCCUGAGAGGCAGCAGUGACGCCCGUGGUACACACGUGCCAACAGCACUGGGGGCUUCUCCCCGGGAGACCAUGCUGCCCUCCAAGACAAGGGGCAGCUGUGAGCUGGCGAUAGCAGAGGGACCCCAGGGAGUCCCCUGCAGACCCCACCAGGGCCGCAUCUGUCUCAGUUUGGGGGACAGUGAUGGGGCCCUCACCAUCCUCUUGAAUCUUGGCCCCCAUUUGCGCCCUGAGCUCCAAGAUAAGAAUGGCCGUGAGAGAACUGCUGAACAUUUGUUCAUUGCUGUCACCUCCUGAAUCACUGGGGUCCCUCAGCAGAACCUCCCUGACACCUGGGCUGUGGAGAGGUUGGUGCGUGUCAGUGACCAUCCUAAUGCCUCUCACUCACUCCUAACCCCUGUUUGAGGGGGAGGGUGUUGGUGCCUUGACGGGGCUGGGUAGGGUGUCCAAACUUGUGGCUUCCCAGGCACCUGCAGUGUGAACACUGCUUGACUGGCUCAGGGUUAGGGCUGCAGAGGGGGCUGUGCCACAAACCAGUUACUUAAGCAGCCCUGAGUGUCCCCAUGCCUUGGUGCGGGUCCUGGAGGCCUCUUGGGGGUGGGACCUUUGGGCAGGGUUUGCCCACUGAUGCGCCCCCCACCAUGGGGCCCUGGCUACAUGGGGCUCCUUGGACCCUAUAGACCCCGCAGACCCCACCUGUGUCAGGCCGGUUGCCCGAAGACACUUGGCUGUGGUCCCCAGGGAUGGCUUUGCUGGCACACUCAGGAGCCGGGCCGCGGGGGCUGCAGGGAGUGCACCUGGACCCGUGGCGUUGCUUCAUUGAGAUAAAGAACACUUAUCACAUAGCACAAAGGACGGGCCAUGGUGCUUUCCCCAAAAGUUGUGUUGAGUUUUUAUCAGUUUCCUAACUUAAUAAAAAGAGUUGAGAAAAUU